Auxenochlorella protothecoides is the source of this 429-nucleotide messenger RNA. Its product is annotated as Chaperone protein DnaJ. The transcript is spliced from 2 exons. NCBI's taxonomy places the organism in Eukaryota, Viridiplantae, Chlorophyta, Trebouxiophyceae, Chlorellales, Chlorellaceae. The record is from RefSeq and is a predicted model, not a curated record. Bases 1 to 429 code for a protein of 142 amino acids.
AUGGCGGACAGCGACACCGAGACUCAGGAUGACUACUACUCGGUCCUCGGGAUCUCCAGCGCGGCCUCUGUCAAGGACAUCAAGCGUGCCUUCCGCGUCAUCGUCAAGGAUCACCACCCAGACAUCUCCAUGGACGAGGAGGCCACCGACUUUCAGAUCUUCCUCAAUGAUGUUUACGAGACGCUGAUGGACCCGGAGAAGAGGGCAGAGUACGAUGCGAUCUCGGGGUUCCAGCUGGGCGGCACCAAUCCCUUCCGCGACGUGCAUGCUGAGCGCGACCAGGUGUUCGUGGAUGAGUUCUCGUGCAUCGGCUGCCGCAACUGCAACAACGUCUGCCCCCGGACCUUUGAGAUGGAGGACGAGUACGGCCGCGCCCGAGUGGUCGACCAGGGCCUGGACACCGGUGAGCAGAUCGCUCUCUUGAUUUGA